Molecule: messenger RNA, 5253 nt
Organism: Antechinus flavipes (yellow-footed antechinus)
Lineage: Eukaryota; Metazoa; Chordata; Mammalia; Dasyuromorphia; Dasyuridae
Gene: PALB2
Product: partner and localizer of BRCA2
Exons: 14
Coding region: 152-3814 (1220 amino acids)
Biological process (GO): double-strand break repair via homologous recombination
Cellular component (GO): nucleoplasm
Molecular function (GO): protein binding; DNA binding
Source: RefSeq, a predicted model, not a curated record
GAAUUGAACUGGCGGGAGUUGGAAGGAGCUGGUUCUCGCAGCUGAGCUGGGGGCACUUCGCGGCCUCGGCAGGGCCGGGGGCCCAGUGUCCCCCAAGAGUCGGAGGUAGUAGGAAGGGGCUGCCUCCCGUCCUCCUUCGGCGGCUGCAGCCAUGGAGGACUCGACGGGGAAAGUGCUCAGCUGUGAGGAGAAGGAGAAGUUGAAGGAAAAGCUGGCAUUCUUAAAAAGAGAGUACAGCAAGACAUUGGCUCGAUUGCAGCGGGCUCAAAGAGCUGAGAAGGCAAAAAAUUCUUCAAAGAUUGAACAGAAUUGCAUGCUUAAACAGGAUUCCUCAAAACAAGCAAACUCAGAGCCAGAAGAUAAAUUCUCUCCUGAUGAUAAAUUAGAAACAGAUACACUACAAAUCGAUGCCUGUCUUGAUGCAGAAAUCAAGGAGAAAACCACAGUCACACUUGACUUUGAGUCUGAGUUAUUGAGCACUGGCAAUGACUCAUCAGGAAUAUGUCCUGAACAUGUAGGUGAUAACUGCCAGAAGAAUUUUUUUAAUAACAUUACUGAACCAGAUAAUGAGAAAAAGCAAAAUAAACAACCACUGAAUAGAAUGAAGAACCGAAAAAAGAUACUGGUAACAAAAGGAAAUGAAUCUUUCUUUGGCUCUAAUUCACUUAUAAAUUCUGGACACAGACAACAAAAACAAAGAUCUGCUAUAGAAAAUCCUGAGUUGCCUGUGUUUCAGAUAAGAAAUCAGUUUUCAUGUGAUAAGAAUGAGAUUCAGAAUUCUCCAAGACCAAUCACAAAAAUCAGGGAAUGUCUUGUUGCUGCAGCUACUGAACUUGAAAAUGAUGCCAGUGGAAUUUUGAAAGAUCUUCCUCAGAUAGCUGCUCUUUCUUUACAUAAUCCUUUGGAUGACAGUAACAUUCAGCAGCUUGGGUGUUUUCCUCCUGAAAAAAUCUGUGAUAACUAUAAACUGACUACUCAGUGUUCAAUGAACCUUCCUCAUACUUCACCUGAAAAAUUAGAGGAAGGAAAACAAGAAUGUGUUAUCUCUCCAGGUGACCUAAUGGUAAAUGAUGAUAUCAAUGUGGAUAAGAUGUCAAACAUUCUCAUCUUGCCAUCAGAUGGCAAAUCAUUUUCUGCAGAUGAGCUUAAUUAUUCAUUAUGCAAAAAUACACAUAUGGAUGAACAGAAUCAUAGCUUGAAGCCUUUAGAAUCUUUUAGUAACUUACUUGAUAGUAGAAAUGAAAAUCUUCAAAAGAAAGAGGUCCUCAGUGAGAAUGUGAGUCCUUCCAUAGAAAUGAUCUCUCCUGGUCCUUCAGAAAAUCCUUUAAAUUCUUGUACAGUGUUUGAUGGUCUUCCUUUUCCUGUGGAGUAUUAUGUUAGGACAACACGACAAAUGUCAAAUUGUCAGAGGAUGAUAAACCUGGAAGCUGUAAUUCAGAAUCAAUUAGGUGUAAAAAGAAAAGGAUUUAAGCAUAAAUGUAAACCUGUUAUGAAAAAUUUGGAUCUGUCCUCCCAAGAGCAAAGUGAAUUUCCAUUAUUUGACCAAGGGAAUUCAAGUAGUCCUUUACAAAAGUCUUUCUCAUCAACUCCUGAAGGCAGCCCUAAUGCUUUGCCUAAAAAAGACAAUGAUUUUGCUUUGAACACUUGUAAAAGACGAUCAAGUAGAAGACAGAGAGGGAAAAGAUUCUUUUGCAAAAAAGUAGAUGAUCCAGACUCUGAACUGCAAGUUGCUGAUAAGCUGAGUAUUAAAAAUUCCAAGGAAGAUGUUGCUUUGUGCAAAGAGAUUCCAAAGAAAAAAGAACAUGUUCAGGGUCAAAAAAAAGUCACAGGCAGAUCAAGGUGUACCCUUGUUAAUGUUGACAAAAAAGCAUCCACAUCAAUAACACAAGGGAAACUAGAUUAUAUUCAAAAUAAGAACCUUCAUUCUUCUAUUGGUAAUGACUCCUUGAUUUUGGAUGAUACCAGUUUUGAUCUUUCAUUUCAUCUUAAGAAUGAGAUACUUAGUUUUGAGAAGUUGUCGGCAGGAAGCAACAGCAUCACUGACUUUGAUUUGCCUGAUGAGGAGUUUGGUUUUCUUAAACUUGAGAAAUUAAAGUCUUACUCAGCAAAAGAAAUGAAACCCUUUGAAUCAGGAGAUGGAAAAAAGUGUAAUGAAGAUAACUGUGUUUCUUUGAAGCAACUGGUGCCUAAAAAAGACAUUACAGAAAAGGAGAAUUUAGCGAAUGAUAUUACUGUAACAAGAAACUCACAUCCAAAAAAACCAGAGUGUAUUCCUCCAAAUAUGUUACUUUUCACACCUUCUAGUACUAACCUGCCUGCCACAAAUAACCAGGUUGAAGCAGAUAUAUGUUCUCCUGUUUUCCCUAUCCUCGGUCCUACUCCAGUUUUUGGCUCCCAAAUUCACAGUGGAAAUAUGGCUACAGAAAUUACUGGACCUACUUUUUGUACACCUAAACAUAUUUGCUUGAAAGAACCAGACAGUCUUACUGGAAAUAAUCAGUGUAAUAAUUCACCUAAUAUGUUGAAAUUGGAUGCUAACAUACAUUCAUUCGACAGGGAAGUAAAAAAACAGCCUGACCAAAUAGUAUCUUGUGAAAAGAAAUUUGAUAGUGACUGUAAUCCUCAAGAAACUCUUCCAUCUGUUGAUUCAAUCACUUUCAAAGAAAAACUAUUAUUGGAAAGCACUUUCCAGACUAAGGUAAGAGGAGAUCCUGUUGAAAUUUGGCAUGAUAGUUUGGAACUGAGCAACCUACAGCUGGUAUCAAAGUUAAAGAAUCCUUCAAAUUCCUGUUCUGUGGAUGUGAGUACUGUGUGGUGGGAAGUAACUGGCUGUAAGGAAUCAUGUAUCAUAACUGCCUGUGAAUUUACAGUUUCUCUCUGGAAAUCUCUGGAUGACUGGCAGUGGAGAAAAGUUCACACAUGGCACUUCACAGAGAUUCCAGUACUACAAAUUAUUCCACUUUGGGAUGCUUGUAAUCUUGUGUGUAUUGCUUUGGGACAUCUAGAAAUUAGAGAAAUCAGAUUAUUAUUUUCUUCUGGUGAGGAUGAAUGCUUAAAGCAGUCACUUGUAAAAUCUGGAAAUAUAAAAGCAGUGCUUGGACUUAGACACAAAAGACUAGUCUGUAGCAAUGGGACCCUUCAUGAUCACCAAGUAGACCUCAUGACCUUUUCAGGAUCUGGAAGAAGUAAAGAAAAACAAACUUUGAUGUCUCCAGAAGAAACCAUCUUGGCUUUUGCUGAAGUUCAAGGAAUGCAAGAUGCUUUGCUUGGCACAACCCUGAUGAGCAAUAUUGUUAUCUGGAACUUAAAAACUGGUCAACUUCUGAAAAAGAUGCAAAUUGGUACUGCCUACCAAGCUUCAAUAUGUCACAAAGCCUAUUCUGAUAUGGGGCUCCUGUUUGUUGUUUUAAGUCAUCCUCAUGGCAAAGAAAUUGAAUCAAUGGGAAGUCCUAUAUUUCGGUUGAUUGUGAUUAAUCCUAAAACGGCUCUAAGUGUUGAUGUAAGGCCCUACUCACUUCCCCAAGGCCAUACUGGAAGGUUUCUGGAUGGGGACGUGAAGGAUAAUUUAGCAGCAGCUGUAUUAACUUCUGGAACAAUAGCUGUUUGGGACUUGUUUCUAGGACAUUGUAGAGCUCUGCUUUUGCCCAAUUCUGAUGGAAAUUGGUCUUUUGUUAAAUGGUCAGGAUUCAUGAAUUCUUUCCCAUUGGACCUGCAACGACCAGAAGGGGAUUCCCACACCUCAACUUUCUGCACUGCCACUAACCACAUCAAGACCAUUAAAAAAUCAGAGGCAAAGAAACUGGAAAUUGAGUAGAUGCCCAUCAGUUGGAGAAUGGCUGAAUAAAUUGUGGUAUAUGAAUAAUAUGGAAUAUUAUUGUUCGGUAAGAAACGACCAACAGCAUGAUUUCAGAAAGGCCUGGAGAGACUUACAUGAACUGAUGCUGAGUGAAAUGAGCAGGACCAGGACAUCAUUAUAUACUUCAACAACAAUACUGUAUGAUGAUCAAUUCUGAUGGACCUGGCCAUCUUCAGCAAUAAGAUGAACCAAAUCAGUUCUAAUGGAGCAAUAAUGAACUGAAUCAGCUACACCCAGCGAAAGAACUCUGGGAGAUGACUAAGAACCAUUACAUCGAAUUCCCAAUCCCUAUAUUUUUGCUUGCCUGCAUUUUUGAUUUCCUUCACAGGCUAAUUGUACAAUAUUUUGGAGUCCGACUCUCUUUGUACAGCAAAAUAAUGGUUUGGACAUGUGUACUUAUUUUAUAUUUAAUUUAUACUCUAAUAUAUUUAACAUGUAUUGGUCAUCCUGCUUCUAGGGGAGGAGGUGGGGGGAAGGAAGGGAAAAAUUGGAACAAAAGGUUUGGCAGUUGUCAAUGCUAUAAAAUUACCCAUGCAUAUAACUUGUAAAUAAAAAACUAUUUUAAAAAAAUCAGAGGCAAAUUAGAUUUAUAUUUUUCACAGCUAUGGGUAAGAAGGUAAAUAAACAAGAUAUGAGUGUAAUUAUAAAAGUAAAAAGAGAUAACUACUUGAAACUGAAAAGUUUUAACACAAAUUUAAUGAAUCUAGUACAAAAAAAUUUUUUUUUAAUUCUCACGGGGGAAAAAAAUCUUUAUAUCAGAGUAUCUAGCAUUUAUAAAUAAUUACAGCCAAAAGCCAUUUCCCAGUAGAGUCAAAGUUUAUGAACACAGUUCUCAAAACAAUUGCAAGCUGUUAACACUAUAUGAAAAAAUGUUCUAAGUCACUAAUAAGAGAAACAUACACCAAAGCAAUCUGUAGAUUUCACUUCAUGCACAGCAAAUUUGCAAAGUUGACAAAAGAUAAGCACAUUGCAGGGAUAUGCAGGGAUUGUGGGAAGAUUGGCACAAUAAUACAUUAUUGGUAGAACUGUGAGUCAAUACAACCAUUCUAGAAAGCAGUUUGGAAUUAAGAAAUUAAAAUACUCAAAUAUCUAUACCCAAUGUCCAUUACCAAGUUUGCCCCUCUAAGGAGGCCAUUCAUUGCAAAGUCUCAAAUAUGUACCAAAAUAUUUAUAACAACACCUUUGUGAUAGUCAAGAAUUAGAAACAAAAUAAAUUCUCACCUGUUGUGAAAUGGCUAAAUAAAAUGUGGCACAUGAAUAUAAUGGAAUGUUACUUGUUGUAGCAAAUGAUAAAUAUUUUUUAAAAAUGAAAUAAUAUGAUAAAUACAUGGAACUGUGGGAAAAAUUACCUUAUCUGAUACAGAGUGAAGUUAACAGCCAAGGAAAUAUGUAUGACU